Messenger RNA from Alligator mississippiensis (American alligator), 9764 nucleotides. RefSeq names its product regulatory factor X7 (gene RFX7). The record is from RefSeq and is a predicted model, not a curated record. Gene Ontology annotation, molecular function: RNA polymerase II cis-regulatory region sequence-specific DNA binding; DNA-binding transcription factor activity, RNA polymerase II-specific. The coding region runs from base 378 to 4763 and encodes 1461 amino acids. The transcript has 9 exons. Gene Ontology annotation, biological process: regulation of transcription by RNA polymerase II. NCBI's taxonomy places the organism in Eukaryota, Metazoa, Chordata, Crocodylia, Alligatoridae.
GUUGUUGGUGCGCGCAGCACAGGGCGGCACUGAGCCUGCGCGCGGCGCCCGUGACUGGCGAGGCGGCGGCAGGACAAGUCGCGGCGGCGCCGCGCGGGUUGCUCUCGGCUGCAGCGGGGCCAGGUGCCGGCGGGCCGGGCCGCGCGGGGCGGGGCAGGGCGCGGAGCGGAGAGACCCCGGCGGGGGCGGCCGCAGGCAGCGCCGCGAUGCGCCUGCAGCUCGGGAAGGCUCCCCAUCCCCCGGCGUAGCGGCGGCGGCGGGACCCGGCUCGGCUUCUGCCCGUGAUGUCCCCCGGGCAGCGGGGAAAGGCGACUCACUCGAGGUCCGGGGGAAAGGCCUAGUGUCUCCAGCGCUGCGCCCGCGCCCCUCCAGCGACGAUGGCAGAGGAGCAGCAAGCGGAGCCGCCGCCGCCGCAGCCGCUGCCCGGCCCCGGGGGGGCACUGCCAGCCCUGGUGCCCGGGCUGCAGGGGGCAGAGGCCAGCGCCCUGCAACACAAAAUCAAGAACUCCAUCUGCAAAACUGUACAAUCUAAAGUGGACUGCAUCUUGCAAGAAGUUGAGAAGUUUACAGACCUAGAGAAACUCUACCUCUAUCUUCAACUGCCUUCGGGUCCCAGCAAUGGAGAGAAAAGUAGUGAUCAGAUCUCAAUGUCAUCAAGCCGUGCACAGCAAAUGCAUGCUUUUUCUUGGAUUCGGAAUACCUUGGAGGAGCACCCAGAGACAUCUCUUCCCAAACAGGAGGUUUAUGAUGAGUACAAGAGCUAUUGUGACAAUCUUGGUUACCAUCCAUUAAGCGCUGCUGACUUUGGAAAGAUCAUGAAAAAUGUCUUUCCAAAUAUGAAAGCCCGCCGUCUGGGCACAAGAGGCAAAUCAAAAUAUUGCUACAGUGGACUGAGGAAGAAGGCUUUUGUGCAUAUGCCAACACUGCCCAACCUUGAUUUUCAUAAAACUGCAGAUGGGUUGGAUGGGGCAGAGUCAUCAGGGCAGCUUCAAAGUGCUGAUGAGGAAGUCGUGUCUGCUGCAUGCCGGCUUGUAUGCGAAUGGGCCCAGAAAAUGCUCAGCCAGCCCUUUGAUUCCGUUUUGGAUUUAGCUCGUUUCCUUGUAAAAAGUCAUUAUAUCGGUACCAAAUCGAUGGCAGCUUUAACAGUAAUGGCAGGGGCACCCGCAGGAAUAAAAGGGAUUUCCCAGCCCUCUGCUUUUAUACCCACUGCUGAAAGCAAUUCUUUUCAGCCUCAAGUGAAAACUUUGUCAUCUCCUGUCGAUGCCAAGCAGCAGCUACAGCGUAAGAUCCAAAAGAAGCAACAGGAACAGAAACUUCAGUCUCCCUUGCCAGGAGAGUCUCCAGCUAAGAAAACGGAAGGCGCUACAACAAAUGGAGUAGCUAGUAUUUCUAAUGGAAGCCCUGCCAUCUUGUCUCCUCAACCUAUUGGUAUCGUAGUGGCAGCUGUCCCCAGUCCCAUACCGGUACCAAGGACCAGACAGUUGGUAACAUCUCCCAGUCCCAUGGCCUCAUCUGAUAGUAAGGUUCUUCCGCUCAACGUUCAGGUGGUCACUCAGCACAUGCAGUCAGUCAAGCAGUCACCAAAGACUCCUCAGAAUGUUCCAGCCAGUCCAGUUGGUGACCGUUCUGCUCGGCCUCGUUACCCACAGAUCCUACCUAAGCCAGCAAACACCAGUGCUCUCACCAUCCGUUCCCCCACUACGGUGCUCUUCACCAGUAGCCCAAUUAAGACUGUUGUGCCAGCUCCACACGUGAAUUCCUUAAACGUGGUAAAAAUGACAGCAAUAUCUCUUGCCCCUAGCAGCAGUAGUGUACCUGUCAAACAGACAACUUCAAUGAACAGCAGUACAGGAGCAACAGAAGAGUCGAGGACUGUACCACAAAUUAAAAAUGGAUCUGUCAUUUCACUUCAGUCUCCAGGAUCUAAGACUGGCAGUGUUGUAGCAACAUCUGCAGUUGAGAUCAAAAUGGAACCAGAAGCAUUACUGGAUGAGAACCAAACACAGUGCCAAGAGAAUUCUGACAUGUCUAAGCCUUUAAAGGGAGCCUCUGGACUGCCUGCUGCUCAGAGGAGUAAUUUUGAGGAUUCAAACCUGAAAGCUUCACCGGAGGGCAUCAGUGAAGUGAAAACAGUUAAGGGCUGUGAUCAGGGAGCUGAAGAAGCAAGGACCAAAUAUAAAACCCAACCUAGCGAAAUCACACCAGUUUCUUCAGCAGGCAAUAAUCAAAGCACUCUCACCCUCUCAGUUGCCAGUCAAAAUUUCUCCAGCACCAGCAUCAGUUCGCCUCCUAGUGGUGACUCUGCUAUUAAAGACAAAGCAUGCACUAAAAGUCCAAGGAAGCGACCGUCUUCCACACUUCAGGAUUCCCAGGUGCCGCCUGCAAAGAAGCCACUGGUGGGGCAGCUUUCAGUUGGUAACAACAUGGAAAUUCAAAAAGUGAUCAGUGUUAAGAAGGUUCAGAAGGUUGCAUCGCUUGCUAAAAAUGACAGCACUGCUGCACUUCCUCAAGUUCCUGGCAAAGUAACUAUAAAAGUAAAUUCUGCAACAUCAACACAGUUAGCGACAAACUGUCCAUUAGGUUCUAAUGUAAAUACUGGUGAUGCUGCUUUAGGACAGCAGCUCACAGCAUCAUCUCCAGAUGUAAAAGUAAAAUUGGAAGGGAACUUGUUUAUCUUAGAAAAUGAUUCAAAAUCUGAUGGCAGCUUUAAUCCAAAUGCCUGGCAGCAUAUCACUAAAACCUCGGACUUCACAUCUGUGAACUGUGAACAGCAGCAGGAUAUCAGUGUUAUGACUAUUGCAGGACACUCUGGCUCUAGUGAUUUACAGGAAUCUGUGUGGGAACCAGUGCACUGUGAAGGCGUACAGCAGGAAGCAUACAGCCAACAGUUACAGAGUCAGAUCCAGGAAUCUCCUUUGGAUCAAAUUCAAGGACAGUCUUCAAAUCAGUUACCUUUGCAGUCUGAGCUAAAAGAGUUUGAACACACAGUCCCCCAAUCAAAUGAGAACUUCUUUUCAUUUGAUGAAGACCUCACACAGGACAGCAUUGUAGAGGAACUGGUGCUUAUGGAGGAGCAAAUGUCUAUGAAUUCUCAUCCUUAUGGGGGUUGUCUAGCAAUGGCACUUCAGAGCCAGGCAGCAGCUCCAGGAGCUCCAGUGUCAUCUCAUCCAAGCAGUGCUCACUUCUACCAUUCAGUCCAUAACAGUGGCACUCCAAUUCACACUCCCACUCCCACUCCUACACCCACUCCAACCCCCACCCCGACUCCAACCCCCACAUCAGAAAUGAUGGCUGGGUCUCAGAAUGUGUCACGAGAGAGUCCAUGUUCAAGACUGGCUCAAACUACUCCUGUAGACAGUGCUCUAGGAAGCAGCCGGCACACACCCAUUGGAACGCCUCAUUCUAACUGCAGCAGCAGUGUCCCUCCUAGUCCUGUGGAAUGCAGAAAUCCAUUUGCAUUUACUCCAAUAAGCUCUAGUAUGGCAUACCAUGAUGCCAGCAUUGUCUCCAGUAGUCCUGUGAAACCAAUGCAGCGACCUAUGGCUACCCACCCUGAUAAAACCAAACUUGAGUGGAUGAACAAUGGGUACAGUGGAGUUGGUAAUUCAUCCGUUUCAAGCCACGGCAUUCUUCCAAGCUAUCAGGAGUUAGUGGAAGAUCGUUUCAGGAAACCUCAUGCUUUUGCAGUUCCUGGCCAGUCAUAUCAGUCUCAGUCCCGGCACCAUGAUACUCACUUUGGCCGUGUGACUCCUCUUUCACCUGUGCAGCAUCAGGGAGUCUCUGUAAAUAGCACCACCAAACAAGAAGGCUUUGCUGUUCCUGCCCCACUUGACAACAAGGGGACAAAUUCCUCUCUUGGAAAUAGUUUCAGAUGCCGGAGUGUGAGCCCUGCUGUCCAUCGCCAACGUAAUCUUAGCGGAAGCACCAUCUAUUCUGUUUCUAACAUACCACGCUGUAACUUGACCCCUUUUGGAAGUCCAGUGACACCAGAAGUUCACAAUGUGUUCACAAAUAUCCAUGCAGACACCAGUGCCAAUAAUAUAGCUCAGAGAAGCCAGUCUGUUCCAUUGACUGUCAUGAUGCAGACAGCCUUUCCGUCUCUUCAGAAACAAACAAACACUAAAAAAAUAACGAACGUGUUGUUAAACAAACUUGACUCUGAUAGCGAUGAUGCAGUGAGAGGUUUGGGAAUGAACAACAUGCCCUCAAAUUACACAGCGAGGAUGAAUCUCACUCAAAUUUUAGAAACAAACACUUUUCCUAGUGCCAACUCACAAAAUAUGAUCAAUUCCAGCACUUCAGUUUAUGAAUUCCAGACACCAACUUACCUCACAAAAAACAGCAGCACCGAUCAGAUCAGUUUUUCUUCUGGAGACAACCAAGCACAAUCAGAAAUUGGAGAGCAGCAAUUAGAUUUCAGCAGCACUGUAAAAGACCUUUUAGGGGAGGACAACCUGCAGACCAACCAGCAGCUGGUGAAUCAGGUGGCAUCUGAUCUCAAUAAUGUUGCAUCUGUCUUUUCCAACGACAUCAGGUUGUCUUCCGACCUCUCAGGCAGCAUUAAUGAUCUGAACACUUUAGACACAAAUCUACUGUUUGAUCCAGGUCGUCAGCAGGGACAAGACGAUGAUGCUACACUGGAGGAAUUAAAGAACGACCCAUUGUUUCAACAAAUCUGUAAUGAAUCCAUUAACUCAAUGACUACAUCAGGUUUUGAGUGGAUGGAGAGUAAAGAUCAUUCUGCCGUUGAAAUGUUGGGUUAAUUUUGUUUUAUAAUAUGUAUGUAGCACACUGUAUGUAAAAGACAGAUGUAUUGUAUUUGUCUUAAUGGAAGUGCCUCCCGCAGCAGAAACACUUGCUAUGUAUUGUGGCAUUUUUUAAAAGUUUGCUGUACCAGUCACUCAUUCUUCAGCAGGGAAUAGGCAAGUCUUAUCAAUUUUAAAAAAUUUUCUGAAGAUAAUGGGCUAUUGAAGAGCCAGUAUUAGAAUUUAAAUUUUAUAGCAUUCCCACUUAAUAGCAUUUCUUAUUCUACCAAAAUAAAGUGGCUGAGAACCAGCAUUCAUAACUGGAGUAGAGAUGUUGAGAGGGUUUUAAAUCUAGCUUGGUAUUAGGCAUUCAGUACUUUGUAUUGCCUUCUACUUUUAAGUAGAUACUUGUCAGUCUUUGUUAUCCAUGUCUGAAAUGUAUGGUGCCUGCAGACAAGUAGGUGUUGAUUAAGCAGGUGGGGGUUCAUCAUGAUGAGUGGCAUGUAAGGGGUGAUGUAUCAUUCUACAGCACCUCUGGAUGCUGCUUAGUGGUGAACCAUGAGAGACCUCUGUGGCACCGCCAGAACUAUUUACACCAUGGGUGGGCAAUUAUUUGGGCUGGAGGGCCACUUAGGGAGUUUUGGUGAGCUGUUGGUUGUGGGGGGAUAAUUGAUCCAAUGCACCCCGCACCCACUGCCAGGGCUGGACAAAGUGGGUAAGUGGGGUCUCCGUGGAGACCGACCUGGAACAUGCAUGGACAGGGCGUGAUAGGAGAAACUAUCAUGAAAUGAUCAAGGAAAGAGAAAAAUGCACUAAAAUUUUAUUUAAAAGAAAACAAAAUCUAUUUAGGAUUUUUAGACAUAAAUAUUCAUGACCUCACAUUAAUGAUUUAGUUUUUACUUUAAAUGUUAGUUUUGAUACAAGGAAAAAAAAUGCAUGAAAAAAUGAUUCUGAGCACUGAGGCUUAAUAAACCCAGAUAUACCAUGCAUUAUAAAAUGUUAGUUACUGUUUUAUUAUUUAUCAGUUAGAAAAAGGGACAUUAUACUUGGCUUCCUUUUAAUUAAGAAUGGCUGCAUGAAAUCAUAAAAAAUACUACUGUUUUUUUUAAGAUUUGUUUUUAAACCCCUUCUGUUCUGACCUGCUGGGGGGCUUCCUGUGUCUCCUGAAAACAAAGAUGAUAAAAAUAUUACCUAAUUUGGUUGAGAAUGGUUAGAAAUACUUUGCGUAGAGCCAUAACAUUCCUAGGCACUUUACAAACGCAAAGGACCUGGAGUAAAAUUUUUUAGUGUGUUUAAGUAAUUUAGGAGCCUAAGGGCAUGGACAAAUUAUCAAAAGGCAACAAUUUAAAAGAGAGUGGAGACUUACCAUUGUACACUCUAACACAUUUUAACUCACCUUUAAUUUGAUAAUUUAUCCAUACCUUAAGUUUCAUAUUCAAAGUGAUUUAGGUGCUACCGAGACAAAGUCUCAUUGCAAGUCAAUACUGUACUUUCCAAGUCUCUUGAAAAUGGGAUUUAUACUCACAAGUCACUAAACCACUUUUGAAAAUGUUAUUCCUAGUCUUUAAAAAGAAUAAUGUGAGGGUUAUAAACCUCUCUAAUAGUGAACAGAGAAGGGUACUUAACCAUCCAUGGCUCUGAUGCAACAAAGGAGACCUGUACCAUCAAACUCUUGGCCAAGAAGAAGCCUACUUGGACUUCUGGGCAAGCAAAUCCCUUUGUUGUCUUGUCUCCUAACCAUUGUACAGGGUUUGUACUAUCCGAUGUAAAUUGACAUUAUUUAAUCUUAAAACAAAGUAGGGAGCAUUUCUGUGACUUGCAUUAGGUGACUUAGAAGUAGGGGUGUGCGAAAUGGGCCAUAUUCAAUUCAGAUUCAGCCCGAAUCUGGGACAGUGAUUCAAUUAGUUGAUUCAGUUCACCAUCCCUAUUCAAUUCAGCUGAAUUUGAAUCUGAAGAUUCAAUGCUGAUUUGGAGAGUCAGCAAUUCGGCCAUAGACACAGCUUUAAAUGUUUUUUCUACAUACCUCGAGGUACCAGGCGCAGCUCAUGAAUGCUGUGAUGGUGGGGUGGAUGAAACGUCCCACAGGAGUGCAAGGGGGCCCCCUGCAUGCUCAGCGGCAAACCCGGAAGUGGACUGAAAGUACUGGGUGCCCCCCCAGACCCAGGAGGCACCAUUUGCUGAGCUGAGGAGGCACAGGGGUCCCCCAGCACACUCCCCAGCAGACCCAGAAGUGGACUGGAAGUGCUUCUGGUCCAUUUCCGGGUCUGCUGCCAAGUGUGCUGGGAACCCCCCUGUGCUCCUGUGGAACACUCCAUCUGCCCCACCAUCUCAGCGUUCACGAACCACCUGGUACCUUGAGGUCUGUAGAAGAAACAUUUAAAGCUGUGCCUGUGUCCAAAUCAUCAAAUCUUUCCAAAUCUUUCUGUGUCAAUUUAGAGGGUUCCAAAUAGAUUCAGAGAAAUUAAAGGGUCUCCUGACUCAAUUCAGAGAUUCAGCGACCAAAUCAGGCCGAAUCUCUGCCGAAUUGAAUCAGCGACUGAAGUUUUGCACAGCCCUACUGAGAAGUUGUCAGCUUGUGUAGAAGAGAACAGAAUGUUGCUGUCUAAUUUAGCAAGUCAGGAAAUGAUGAUCAAAUUUUAAGCUGUUGUUGUUUUUUGUUUGUUUUUUAAUGUCUCUUGGUAACUUAUCGCAUUCCUGAGAGUAAGCUGAGAUUUUUCAGUAUUUGGUUAGUGUUUUUAGUGAAAUUCAUUGUCCCGGUACUGCUGUAUGAGCACUCCAGAUGUUGGUACCUCAGUGUUUCUCCCACUCCCUGCAAUACAGCAAUGAGCGAAGGCCGUUCCAUGCUCCCACAUGUGAGCUCUUCUGCAGGGACAAGCAGUAGUGCCAAGCUGCAGAGCCUUAUAUGGGGUCUGAUUCCAUUGCAUUUAAAUCCAUGAAAGUUUUGCCAUUUCAGUGGUAACAGACCUACAGAGAUACAGAGAGGAGUUCAAGCUCCUCCUAAGAGAAACUGUUUCAGGUUCUGUUUAGGAGACAGAAGGUAUUAGAUGGGAUGGGUUUUGUGCUGGUUAUUCCUAUUUUCUAAGACUCCACAAAUUCAGAUCAAAGCCAUUUCACUUUCUGAAGAAGGUUGACCAGGCUGGGGCUCAAGUUCUCUCUGCCCAUGGCCUAGAGCUAGAGUGCUGCUGACAUCCUCCUGCCUCCUUGAUUUCUUUAGGAGUUGUAGAUCUUCAGCAUCCCUCAGAUCUGAACCUAUAUGAAGUGCCAGCACCACCAUGGAUAUGCUAACCCUGUCCUUCCAGCAGAUUUAAAAGGGAAGAAUAGUGGGGACAGAUGUAUGCACCAGCAUUAUCCUCGGGGUUAUGGAGUUUAUUGUGUGUGCACAGCAUGCUUUCCUUCCCUCCACCACGCUGAGGGACAGACUCUUACCGGGGUCCAGUGGAAACUAGUCCCCUUCUAAUUGUUCUGUGUUAAGAACAUUUCUCGGUAAAGCUAAAGUAAAUAUAAAGACUGAUGCUUUCUAAAUUAUGCAGUUGUAGCCAAAGGUUUUUAAACUGUGUUAAAACCAUUUUUAAAUAGAAACAUUGUAUUGGGCUUAAUAGAAAGUAUUCUUUUAACUUGAUUAGCAGGCUAGUAGGAAUACUAUAUAAUCAGUGGAUUUAAAGCAAAUGUGUGUUUAAUUUUAAAAGUUUUUAAUCCAAUAAGGAUUUAUUGUUUAAAUUACAAGGCAUGGGGGUAAAACAUUUUCACUUCAAUAAACGGUGCUAGGGCUAGCUCACAGCUGUGUACAUUGGUAUGUACUAGUUCAUAGGCAUUUGUGUGUUUGCUGUUUAAGAUGAAUAAUCUGUUAGAUCCCUAUUCCAUAAUGCUAGUUAUUUCCUUACUGUACAUUGAGACAGAGCACUACUGCACACCAAAGGAUGCAAUACCAAAAGGAGAACUCUGUUUCUUGCUAUUGGAAGCCUGUCUGUCAGAUACUCCAAAAACAAGAGUUUGAGACGGUUCUGACCCCUUGUUUACAUUACUGGCUUCCUAUUAACAUGAGAAAAAAAUAUUUUGACAGCAUAUUUUGCUAAAGACUAGUGAAUUUGUACCCUGUGUACAGUAUUGCAGCAAACACUUUAAAUUUGGUUGGUUAGUCCAGCAAACUUUCUGGGGUUCAUAUAUUGCACUAAAUUUCUGUUGAACCUGUGGCAGGCACAUUCCUUAGGAUAAAUGCAACCAAUACAGCCCACAGAUAAGAACUUUUUAAUGUGUUUCAUUAUUAAAAGGCAAAAUGUCAUCAAAAGUGACAGAUUAAAUUGUCUUAUGUAGCAAUGUGCAUUGAUCUCAAUGAGAUAUUUCUAUUUCUUAUUCUCUUACAUGAGAAUAUUACAGCAGGAAGAAAUUAAGUUUAGUUUGCUUCACCAUGUUAAUACAUGAUCACAAGAUGUGCAUGAGUGUUAUUGACUUAUCUUGUACAGUACUAGGUAUAUUCCUGUAACCACUUUUAUUUUUUUUUAUUUUUUUGCUGUAUUGAUACUGGUUCUGUGUUAACCAGGCAAGCGUAGUUAUUCACAAGUUAUUUACUUUUAUAUGUUUACUAAUUCAGCUUAGUUAUUGUUGAAUAUGUUCCUUUCUUGGAUUAUUUUUUAUUGUUCUGGUGUUGGAAGACAUUUUUUGCAUCAUUUUAUCAUGAUAAGAAUUCAUGAAGUAAAGAAUUUGCAAAUAAUUGCAAUAAGCACUGACUUCUGAACUGAAAAGAAGGAAUGCGUUUCUUGUGCAGUGCAUCUGGGGUUCACAUAAGAGUCUUGUACUAUACCGUGCUUUCUUUACUGCACCAUAAGGAAAGAAAAAUCUCUGUUCCAUGUUUUCAUUUAGUGCAGGAAGUCCAGUUUUCCCUCAGUGUUCUGUUGUCUGUUGUACUGCUGAAACUACGGUAGUUGAAUAUUGCAGUAGCAUUUCAGUUAUUUUUUUUAUUGAAAGUGCUCAAAAAUUGUUUUUUAAAUGUUUUCAAAAACAAUAAAAACAUUUUAUAUUAAA